AUGAAGGCCUUUUUCUCAUCCGGCGGUGCCGCUGCAGUAAUGCUGCUGUUCCUACUGCUGGCUGUCCGGGCGCCACCGGCGGAGUCGGUGAGGUGCCACCCCUUGCACCUGCUCCCGUGCUUCGGUGCCAUCUUCUAUUCGCGGCCGCCGUCGAGCAAGUGCUGUGCCCAGCUGAGGGAGCAGCAACCGUGCUUCUGCCAGUACAAGAGGGAUCCCAUCCUAAUGAGUUACGCCAACUCCCGGAACGGUCGCCGGGUCGCCAGCACGUGCGGCGUCCACAACACCCGUUGCUGA
This is a messenger RNA of Spirodela intermedia, 294 nucleotides long. The record is from the annotation of a GenBank genome assembly. NCBI's taxonomy places the organism in Eukaryota, Viridiplantae, Streptophyta, Magnoliopsida, Alismatales, Araceae.